UUAAACCACGCCCAGCCUCUACUGUGAUAGGACAACAGAUGGGUUGGAACUAAGUCUAUCACAGUAUAAAGAAUACUGUUUACAUACAUCCUGUCAGUUCUCUGUUCUGCCCUGCGUGGCAUUACAGUGAGCCCGUAUAUACGAAAGUUGCAUUUGCCAUUUAUUACUUAGCUAAUAAAAAAUACAUAGUAUAAAAUCGGUGACUCAUUGUUAUAUUUAUCCUGAUACCAGAUUCAAAUUUACCCAACUCUAACAUGGGUCAGCCAAAUGACCAACGUAUGGGCUAUAGACAUAGGGCAAAUAUUUUUAGGACAUGAAGAGAAACAUAGUCUACUAGUCCUAAUAAGGACAGACAAACCAAAGAACGAACCAAGCUAAACUUAAGGGGCCCAUAGGAUAAGAUGGGCAUGUAUUAUUUUUGGGACAUGAAGAAGUCCUGUCACCAUUAUAACUUGACUGAAAGCAGAUAUGGGCAUUAUUGGGCGUGAACAAGCAGGAUGCACAGAUUGGGAUAUAAUGGUGGCAGAUGGACUGAGGUUAUUGACUGAGGUCCCAAAGUGUCUCCAGCCAUGUCUGUCAGAGAGUCGUUUAACCCAGAGAGCUACGAGCUAGACAAGAGCUUCAGACUCACACGCUUCACUGAGCUCAAAGGAACGGGCUGCAAGGUACCCCAGGAUGUGCUACAGAAGCUUCUAGAAGCCCUGCAGGAGAACCACUAUCAGGAGGAUGAACAGUUCCUUGGAGCCGUCAUGCCCAGACUUGGCAUUGGUAUGGACACAUGUGUCAUCCCCCUCAGGCAUGGGGGCCUUUCUCUAGUCCAGACGACAGACUACAUCUACCCCAUAGUGGACGACCCCUAUAUGAUGGGGCGAAUUGCGUGUGCCAAUGUUCUAAGUGACCUGUACGCAAUGGGAGUGACGGAAUGUGACAACAUGUUGAUGCUGCUGGGGAUCAGUAACAAACUGUCAGAAAAGGAGCGGGACAAGGUGAUGCCUCUGAUCAUCCAGGGGUUCAAAGAUGCGUCGGAGGAAGCAGGCACGUCUGUUACGGGGGGACAGACGGUUCUUAACCCCUGGGUGGUCCUGGGUGGGGUGGCCACCACGGUCUGUCAACCCAAUGAGUUCAUCAUGCCAGACAACGCAGUGCCAGGAGAUGUGUUGAUUCUCACCAAACCUCUUGGGACUCAGGUGGCUGUGGCGGUACACCAGUGGCUGGACAUUCCUGACAAGUGGAAUAAGAUCAAGCUGGUGGUGACUCAGGAGGAUGUAGAGCUGGCCUAUCAGGAAGCUAUGAUGAACAUGGCCCGGCUCAACAGGACAGCUGCAGGUCUGAUGCACACCUUCAACGCUCACGCCGCCACUGACAUCACUGGCUUUGGGAUUCUGGGACACGCCCAGACAUUGGCACGGCAACAGCGUAGCGAGGUCUCAUUUGUCAUUCACAACCUCCCUGUGCUCGCCAAGAUGGCCGCUGUGUCCAAGGCCUGCGGGAACAUGUUCGGACUCAUGCACGGCACCUGCCCUGAGACAUCAGGGGGUCUGUUGAUCUGUCUUCCCAGGGAGCAGGCAGCUCGUUUCUGUGCUGAGAUCAAAUCUCCUAAAUACGGCGAGGGCCACCAGGCCUGGAUCAUCGGCAUUGUGGAGAAGGGUAACCGCACCGCCCGCAUCAUCGACAAACCACGAAUCAUCGAGGUCGCUCCUCAGCUCUCCACACAGAAUGUCAACCCUACACCCGGUGCAACCUCAUAAUACCUUUCCUCUCCCCUGCAAUGCAGACCGGAACCACAGAGCUCGGCCGAGUUUUUUUUAGACUCAUAGAAAACCAUCCUAGAGUGUGUCAAAUGUAUACACGUAUAUAUAUAUAUAUAUAUAUACAAUUAACUGGGUUGAGGUGUAUGUACACCUGCCUCAGACCGAGAGAAGCCUUAGGGGCAGGUCAUCACACAAUGGACGCACUAUCAACAAAAACAAAAAAAUCCCUAAAAAGAAAACAAGUAAAAAUCCAUUUGCCUUUUGUCUGUUGUAAUCUGUUAUGUUUGACUGAAGAGGCAGGCAGCUUCUGGGUUUAAGAAUAGAUUAUGAUUAUCCGAUUCUGUUGAUUCAUUUAGAAUCUUUAGGAGACUCGGGUGUCCGUUGCCUCCAGGGCACUUUUUAAAGGGUGCUUGUUCUCGACAAGUAUGUGUAAGAGUUUUUUUUUUUUUAAAGCAAUGGGUAGUGAUAUAGCGUUUUUGUUUGUCCGUUCACUUUGUGUACAGUUUAAAAACUUAGUUGUAGUUUAAAGCUGUAACAGAUGCCUGGAAAGAGUGAACAUAAGGGUUGCUUUUUUACUUUCACUUUUUGUAUCCCCCCCAAAAAACAAAUAAAUCAAAUAGAUUUUUAUUUUCAUGCCAGUUUUACAAGAGCACUAUCAAAUUGAUGGAUCUAAAGGAAUGCAUUAUCAAAUUGGACUCCCUCUGUUCAUAUUGCUGUUUUGUACUUUUAAUCAGUGAUAGAAUCAGUUACAAGGACAUUAAAUCCAUUCUGUCAUCUUACAGGCAAUAAACAGAACGUCCUGGUAUAGUUUGGUAUACUUGCCUAUGGAGAUGUGAUCAUACUGAGUAGGAUUCGGAAGAAGUCUGAGCAUGGUGUCUCAACUCUGUUGUAUUGCACACACCUACCUUUUUAAGGAAGCAGGUAUUGUAAGAGGCAGAUGAAAUGGUGAGUGUUCAAGUCUUGGUUGACACUUUGCUCCAUGAAAAUAGUACCAGUGCAUCCAUCUGCAGCAGAGCUUACACUAGCUGAUUUUCUAUAGAAUCUUCCAGUACCUAGAGGUUCCAUACAAUUUGUAUACCGGUAAAGUACUUUGCUCAGAUUUGCCAACACUAGAUUUGCCAACACUAGAUUUGCCACACUAUCCCAAUAAAUGUACAAUCUGUGUCUAAUCAUCCUGGUUGGGAUAAGUGUAGUCUUAGAUUCAAAUCAGAUGGAGCAUUAACCAGCAUUGGCCGACAUCCGCAUAGCAGAUGUUUUAGAGUUGUAACUGCGGUAUGAGAUAUUCUAUCGGUGAGUUGCUGCUUCUGUAUGUCACAAACCACUCCCGUUCAAAACGGCUCUAGAAAGUGUAGGUUAUCGGUGUUAAGAAAUAAUUAAUCAGAUGUCAAACCAUUGAUGUUAGGCUAAAGCAUGUUUUCAUGUUAAUUUGAAUGGGGAAUUUAUAGCGUAUCAGUCUAAUUCAAGUGUUUGAACUUCUAACGUGGCUGCAUGGGACGUUGCAUUAUAGUCGGGUGUGGUUUCAGUGUAUCCAAUGGCAGUGUCCACAAUAAGGUAACACAAUGAGACACUUGUGGAUUUGACAGCUCUAUGCAGUUCCAACAUCGCCAAAACAACCGCUAUGCAGAUGUCAAUCUGAUUGAAUCUAGCCCUUAGUACUCCAGUCAUCUGAUGUAAGGCCUUUUCUCAUGUCUGGUACCAUAAAGGGUUGUAUGGCACUCUGCUUACAAACUGAAAUAACACUGGAUCCUCUGUUACACUGAAGGACUGCGUUUGUUCUCUCCUAUUGUUUCAUAAAGCAGGAUGUUGUCAUUAUGCCAUGUAGUAACUAAGCAUUUUGCACACCAGAAUGUACUUCCUCUGCUAUACAUGGCAACUGGAAAUGUAUGUGGUGUAGUUGGCCACACAGUUCAGGUAUGAGAGUAUACAUUUUUAUGUGUUCAAGUCCAAAGAAGAGGUAAAACAAACAAUCAACAUAUCCUUUAUUAUAAUACAUUCUAAACACAUAGUUGUUUGACCUGAUACAGUUGAAUUCUUAAGUUUACAUACACCUUAGCCAAAUACAUUUAAACUCAGUUUUUCACAAUUCCUGACAUUUAAUCCUAAUAAAAAUUCCCUGUCUUAGGUCAGUUAGGAUCACUUUAUUUUAAGAAUGUGAAAUGUCAGAAUAAUAGAGAACUAUUAUUUCAGCUUUUAUUUCUUUCAUCACAUUCCCAGUGGGUCAGAAGUUUAGACUCAAUUAGUAUUUGGUAGCAUUGCCUUUAAAUGGUUUAACUUGGGUCAAAAGUUUCAGGUAGCCUUCCACAAGCUUCCCACAAUAAGUUGGGUGGCUUAAGGACUUUGUUGUCCACAACUUGGUAAAAUGGUCAUUGUCCAUUUGUAAGACCCAUUUGUGACCAAGCUUUAACUUCCUGACUGAUGUCUUGAGAUGUUGCAUCAAUAUAUACACAUAAUUUUCCUCCCUCAUGUUGCCAUCUAUUUUGUGAAGUGCACCAGUCCCUCCUGCAGCAAAGCACCCCCACAACAUGAUGCUGCCACCCCCGUGCUUCACGGUUGAGAUGGUGUUCUUCGGCUUGCAAGCCUCCCCCUUUUCCCUCCAAGCAUAACGAUGGUCAUUAUGGCCAAACUGUUCUAUUUUUGUUUCAUCAGACCAGAGGACAUUUCUCCAAAAAAUACGAUCUUUGUCUCCGUGUGCAGUUGCAAACCAUAGUCUGGCUCUUUUUAUGGCGGUUUUGGAGCAGUAGCUUCUUCCUUGCUGAGCGGCCUUUCAGGUUAUGUCGAUAUAGGACUAGUUUUACUGUGGAUAUAGAUACUUUUGUACCUGUUUCCUCCAGAAUCUUCACAUGGUCCUUUGCUGUUGUUUUGGGAUUGAUUUUCACUUUUCGCACAAACAAAUGUUCAUCUCUAGGAGACAGAAUGCGUCUCCUUCCUGAGCGGGUAUGAUGGCUGCGUGGUCCCAUGGUGUUUAUACUUGCGUACUAUUGUUUGUACAGAUGAACGCGGUACCUUCAGGCAUUUGGAAAUUGCUUGUCUUGGCUGAUUUCAUUUGAUUUUCCCAUGAUGUCAAGCAAAGAGGCACUGAGUUUGAAGGUAGGCCUUGAAAUACAUCCACAAGUAGACCUCCAAUUGACUCAAAUGAUGUCAAUUAGCUAUCAGAAGCUUCUAAAGCCAUGACAUAAUUUUCUGGAAUUGUCCAAGCUGUUUAAAGGCACAUUCAACAUAGUGUAUGUAAACUUCUGACCCACUGGAAUUGUGAUCGUGAGUUAUAAGUGAAAUAAUCUGUAAACAAUUGUUGGAAAAAUUACUUGCCAAAACUGUAGUUUGUUAACAAGAAAUUUGUGGAGUGGUUGAAAAACGAGUUUUAAUGACUCCAACAGAAGUGUAAGUAAACUUUCGACUUCAACUGUACAUACGAUUCAGAUAACAGAUUCAGAUAUACUACCUUAUAUAUUACAACACUUAAAUACUCAAAACAGUGCUAUUUACAAGUGUACACAUAUUACAAUCAGAUGCAAAUACAACUGCCUUUGAACUAAA
Oncorhynchus kisutch (coho salmon) is the source of this 5285-nucleotide messenger RNA. Its product is annotated as selenide, water dikinase 1. Gene Ontology annotation, biological process: L-selenocysteine biosynthetic process. Lineage: Eukaryota; Metazoa; Chordata; Actinopteri; Salmoniformes; Salmonidae. Gene Ontology annotation, cellular component: cytoplasm. The coding region runs from base 570 to 1748 and encodes 392 amino acids. The record is from RefSeq and is a predicted model, not a curated record. Gene Ontology annotation, molecular function: selenide, water dikinase activity; ATP binding. The transcript is spliced from 10 exons.